AUGUGGGCAGCCCAACACACCUCACCACCACCACCGCGCACCAGCGCCAAAAAUCUCGACCUGCGCACUCUCAGUGUCAAAUCCGAUACAUCUGAAGAACCAAUCACAUACCCAAAUCCCACAGACAUGUGGCUCGGCAAACACCAACGUUCCUUACCAUCUUUGUCAUCCGAAAAAUACCAAUACUCCGUUCCCUCUCUCUCCCCAAGAUCCUCAAGCACACCUGGUCACGAAGAAGACGAUGAUGUAUCCAGCCAAGCAUCUGGAUCAACCGCAUUUUCAGCAACGCACCCUGCUGAACAAACCGGAAGGGAUAGAGUGCACAUCCACAUCCUCUCAACGGAGCGAUUUGAGCCUUCUCUAAUCGAUGGUGUCGAGGUUGGCGAUGAGGGAGACGCAGACUUAAAAUCACCAUUCGUAAAUGGGCUUGACGAUGAGCCCGGCCCAGGAAUCCAUGAUUCUUUAGUCUCUUUCCACGCUGCUCAGGAUUUCAAUUAUAUCGAUCGACCCAGAAACGCACAUGGAAUACCGGAUAGUCCGCCCUUGACAGCCAGACCUGGCGCCGUCAACCCCGAAAAUAACAGCAACCAGACUCCUGAAACUCAGCAAAACUUCCCUACAGGCCCAUUAUCAACGCAGCUGCAUACCCUCCUAUCUCAACUCACACUCCUCGAAUCCUCGUCCCCGACGGUAAUGGCAUCAGACUACACAGCCCUCCAACACCGUCUUACCUUGCUUCAAACCGAGAACGCCACUCUCCUCUCCAAUAGAGAAUCACUUUUUUCCUUGAGGGACGAAGACGUCUCAAACCUCAUCAAAAUCCGUACCUUGCUUGCGCAAGAGCGCCGCCAACACGAAGCGCUCCAAAAACUCCGUGAUGACGAUUUACAGAACGUGAUUGAGUUACGCAACAAACUUGCGCAGGCGACAUGGGCAAACCACAGUCGUGCGGCAUCUUCUUCUGUAUCGUCGUCGACUUCGUCACCAUCAGCGUCAUCGAUUAGCUAUAGGAGAAUGGAAAAAGCGCAGUCGGUAUCUGUGUCGUCGAAUCAGAAUAAUGAUUUGUGGCAAACGGCCAAAACGGCGGCAUUGGAGCAGCGGGUUCUAGAGCUUGAGUCUGCGAAUGCGGAUCUUCGCGAUAGACUCGAUAAGAGCGCCAAGGGCCAGCAACAGUCAGGGUCUGAGAUGCAGAUUGUCACUACUACUUCUUCUUCUGCCCUUGCAUCCAGUGGAGGCUUUGAGCAACAGCAGCAGCAACAACCGGGUAUGGCUGCCCUCGCCGAACUCGGUCUCCGCGCAAUGCGAGAACGCGAAAGCCACAAGACCGAAGUCAAUGACUUGGCAGCUGAGAAUCUGAGGUUGAAGCAGCAGGUGGAUAAGAUGAAGUAUCAAUUGGAGACGUCGCAGGCUGUUAUUGAUUGUUUUUCGCAGAUGUUGAAGUCUCAUUGA
Talaromyces amestolkiae is the source of this 1449-nucleotide messenger RNA. RefSeq lists its product as uncharacterized. The record is from RefSeq and is a predicted model, not a curated record. Lineage: Eukaryota; Fungi; Ascomycota; Eurotiomycetes; Eurotiales; Trichocomaceae. The transcript has a single exon. The coding region runs from base 1 to 1449 and encodes 482 amino acids.